Molecule: messenger RNA, 840 nt
Organism: Leishmania major strain Friedlin
Lineage: Eukaryota; Euglenozoa; Kinetoplastea; Trypanosomatida; Trypanosomatidae
Exons: 1
Coding region: 1-840 (279 amino acids)
Source: RefSeq, a predicted model, not a curated record
AUGUCCGCAUGGUCAAACCGCAAUCUGGCCGCGAUGCUCAAGGAGCAGAGGGCCUCUCCCGCCACGAUGGUGGCGCCGCUGGACAAAGCGACGGACGGCGAUGUGCCGAAACGCCCGGUGGUGUCGGUGGAGCCGAAGAAGCCGGAGCCCCCCGCUCCUGCCGCGGCAGGAGUGGUGGCGGCGGUCUCCACGCCUACUGAGCCUGUGCCGACCUCUGGGCCUGCUUCUGGAACAGAGGUGGUGUACACUUCCAUAGGCCCUGUGUCGAUGCCGCAGGCCCUCGCCAAGCUGGUCAUGCCCUCUGAGUUCCGUUUCGCAGGUUCCGUCGAGGCUCCGAAGCCCGUCGCUACCCUGCAGCCCGCCGUGACCCAGCAGCCAGCGGAGGCGGCGCCGAAGCCGGUGGCCAUUGCCCCACCCAUCCCUGUCGCGGUAGCCCCUGCGCCGACCGUCACGUCUUCCUCCGAUCUGCAGCAGUCCCUAUCGCAGCAGCAGCACCAGUGGAAUCCGCCGCAGCCGGCGUACAACCCGCCAGUGAACGACUACGUGCAUCGGUACCAGGGUGCCCUGCCGUACGGCGGCGAGCUUGGCAGCGUGCCGCGCUUCUACAGCACCGAGAGGCAGUACAACGCGCAGCCCUACCAUCCCACCUACCACACCCCAUACUACCGUAGCAGCUACAGCAGCAGCGCCAUCCAGUACGAUGGGUACGGUGACAUGUACCACAGCCACUACUCUGGUCAGGGUGCCCCGUACAUGGGCGGUCGCCUGCAGGCCCACCCGCCGUACUACCCGCCUCGUGAUCCCUCGCUUCAGCAGCGCCCUGCGGCUCAGUACAACUAA